AUGGCGUCCUACCCCGGCAUCAAGGCGACGCUCGUCACCGGCGAUGUGAUCGGCAAGAUCAAGGCCGGCAAGGCGGUGACCGGCGUGGACGCGACGAAGGCGCGCAGGUAUCUCGUCGAGCUCUGCUGGAGCGUGCUCCGCGAUGAGCUCGACCCGAGCGACGUGGCGCCGGCGAUCCGCGGCGCCUUCCAGGACCACGCGGUCGCGUCCUCGAACUUCGCGGACGUCAUCUGGCUCGCGUCGCUGGAAACCGAGAUGCUCCCGGACGUUCGCUCGAAACUUGUGGAGCUCGCCAAGGCGCUCUGCGACGGCGACAGGGGCGGCGGCGAGCCUCUGCUGACGCGCGAGCUCCUCAUCGAGAGGUGCGAGGGAGAGUUCCUGGAGGAGUGCGGCCUCAUCCCGUCCUCCGUCGGGUGGAAGAAGAAGGAGGUUCGCAUCAACACCAGGCUCGUCUACACCCAAAACAAGUUCAACCUGCUGCGGGAAGAGAGCGAAGGAUACUCCAAGCUGAUCACCGCGCUGGCGGAGUUUGGGCGAUCGGGCGACGGCGUCGCCGCCGCCGCCGUCAGGUCGGUGCAAUCGCUCAUCGGGUACUUUGACCUCGACCCCAACCGGGCGUUGGACCUCGUGCUGGACGCGUACGAACACGCGCCGACGCAGGACGGCUUCAUGGAGCUGCUGGGUCUGUUCCGUAAGGGUGCGCACGCGCAGGUGCUCGGUUUCAAGUUUCAGAACCACGCCAAGGCGAGCGAGGCGGCGGCAAACGCCGCCGCGAACAGAGCCGAAGCGGAUGACAGCGACGGCGAGGAGGGUGAGGAGGGCGAGGAGGGUGAGGAGGGCGAGGAGGAGGAGGGCGAGGCCGCCGCGGGAGAUGCCAAGGACGGGGGCAACAGACGAAAAACGGCGGACGACAAGGGCGACAAGCCAAUGAGGGCUAAGAGACGAGAGAACGAAGCCGAGCCGAUUCCGGAGACCCCCGCGAGUCUGUACGCCUUGGCUGCUAAAUUGGUGGGAGCGGGUGUCGUCGAUCUCGACGCCUUGUACGCGCAUCUGUCCCCGACGGACGAUGCCGCGGUGGAGCGGCACGUCGCCAACGUGGAGACCCGAUUGAACGCCGCGAAGAGGAUCGGGGCCGUGAACCUUCUGGCCAAGGCUGACGACUCCAAGGCUGAAUCUUCCGCGCCGGAUCCGUACACGGUGGCGAUCACGCCCCCUAACGACCCGCGGGACCAGAAGCUGGGGUUAUUGCGGGGGUUCCUGGCGGUCGGAGACGUGGACGGCGCGACGGCGAUGAUCGGGCGGCUCAAGAACCUCGGCCUCGACCCCGCCGAGGACCCGGAGGUUCAGAGGGCGCUCUGCGAAACCCUGAAGGCGACAAUCGCCGAGUGUUACGGACUCGCCGCGCCGGCGGGCGCCAAGGCUGCCGUCGAAGCCAGGGGGGACACCGCCGGCAUGGAGGCGCCCGAUGCGAAGGGUGCGCUCAUGCCCGACGAGGCGUUCGAGCGUCUGAGGCUCUUGGGACCGUACGUGGCGUCUGACGUCGCGUUACACACGAGGCUGGUUCGAUGCGUCCGGCAUCACAUGAUCGCCGCGUCGCUCGCCGGGGACAAGGAAGCCGCGGCCAAGGGCGAGGAGGCGAUGGGUUCGAGCCUGAUCCCCGCGCUGGGUCUGAUACACGCGAACCCCGGCGCGGUGUUCGAGACCUGGAGCGUUCUGGAACUCCUUCCGGUGACGACCCGGUUCCGGCUCUACUCUGAGUGGAAGUCCUCAUUCGAACGCGACCCAGGGUCCGCGCUCGAGACGAGGCGACCGCAGUUCGCAGCCGCGAAGCGCGUGGCGGAGCAGGACACCAUGAAGGUCAUGCGACGUUUGAGCAAGGAAAACGUCAAGGAAUUCGGGCGCAAGCUGGCUAAAAGCGCUCACGGCAACCCUCUCGCGGUGAUGUCUUCAAUCGCGGUUCAGAUUGAAGCCUACACAAACAUGAUCGCGCCGGUGUGCGACGCGUUCAAGUACCUCACGCCUCUCGGGUACGACGUGUUAACAUUCGUGAUCAUCGAGAAGCUCGCGGAAGGGAGGGAGAAACUCAAGGACGACGGUCAGAACGUGUCGUUGUGGCUCAGCGCUCUCGCCACCUUUUGCGGCCACCUCGCCAAGAAGUACAGCGCCAUCGAGCUCAGCGCGCUGCUUCAGUACCUGGUCAACACCCUCAAGGAUAACCAGAGCCUCGAUCUGCUGGUACUGAAGGAGCUCAUCACGCGUAUGACGGGCAAGGAGUCCCUCGAGGACAUGUCCGAUGCCCAGGUUGAGGCCAUGGCGGGCGGUGAGACGCUCAGGUCCGAGGCUAUCAACUUCAACAACGACAUGGCGCCCAAGGCGAGGGCCAAGGGCGUGGCCCGGCUGAAGGAGGCGUUGCAGAAGGGAACGCUGGGCGGGGACCCGCUCACGGUGCCUCUUCUCGUGCUCAUCGCGCAAACGCGGCAGGCGAUCAUAUUCAAGACCGACUCGAAGCAUUUGAAGCUCGUUUCGCAGCUGUACGACGGGUGCCAGGAGACUUUCUUCCAUUACUGCGACUUUUUGGAGCAGGCCUUCGAUGACCAGGAGUAUGCCGCCACCGUUCCCUCACUCAAAGCUCUGGUGCACGAUUACGGGUUGGAGCCCGGCGUGGCGUUUCAUAUCUAUCGACCCGUGUUGAGGCACCUCAAACCGCGGCCGACGCCGAGCAAGGACAAGAGCGUCGACGAGUGCAACGAAUCCGUCGCGCUGGACAUCGGCGGGGUGAAGAUGACUUGGAAGGAACUCCUCGAGACUGUUCGCGGCAUGCUCCCCGAGGAGACCUGGGCGGAUAUAUCACCCGAGCUCUACCUCGCGUUCUGGUCGUUAACCCUGUACGACCUUUACGUGCCCCGCGCGAGGUACGAGGCCGAGGUGGACAAGUGCCGAGCCGCGCUCGACGUCCUCGACAAUCAACGCGACUCCGGCACCAGGGAUGAGCAGGCGAAGAGAAAGAAGGAGAAGGACCGUUUGAAGGACCUCAUCGAUAAGUUGCAGAAGGAACUGGACGCGCAGGAACGCGCGGUGGCGGCGCGCACGAAGCGGCUCAUGAUCGAGAAGGAUCAGUACCUUGUGGAUUUGCCCAACCACGGCAACACCGUGGGCAGACUGGUGGAACAGUGCGUGUUCCCGCGCUGCGUUUUUUCACACGCGGAUGCCAUGUAUUGCGCCAGAUUUGUGGAACGACUGCACCUGCUGGAUACGCCGUACUUCGCCACGGUGCAGCACUACAACCUCACGCUCACUGUCGUGGCGCAGCUCGUGUUCAGCUGCACGGAGUACGAGGCUGGCCGGCUAGGUAAGUUCCUCAACGAGACCCUCACCCAGUUGUCGGUGUGGAAGGGCGACGAAGCCACCUACGAAAAAGAGUGCACCGCGGUGAGCGGCUUCAACAUGAAAUUCGCGGAUCCGUCGUCGAAGAAGGUUUCGUACGAGGAGUUCGUCAAGCUCGUGUACAAGUGGCACCUUCGCAUCGCGAAGUCGUUCCUCUCGUGCCUGGAGGGUGACAACUACCUCGAGAUUCGCAACUCGCUGAUGGUGCUCACGAAGGUUGUCAAAGUUUUCCCGGCUAUUUCCAGAAUCGGGGCACACAUUCUCCGUAAGGUGGAGAAGAUCAAGGAAAACGACGAGCGCGGGGACCUGAAGACCAUGGCGGCGCGAUACCUGGCCAUGUUGCAGCGGGAGAAGCCCGGGUGGAAGGCUGAUAACCAUUUCAACCCUUACUUACCCCCCGAUCCGAAGGAGAAGGAAAAGGAGGAGAGGGAACGCAAGGCGAAGGAGGAGGCCGCGUCCAAGGGUGGCGGCGGAUCCAAGCGCGGCCGCGGCGGCGACGGCAAGGGAGGCAAGGAUGCCUCGCUCAACGCGGACGCUCAGGAAUUCACGCCGGGCAAGGAUAACGCCAAGAAGGAAGAGAAGAAGAAGGACGAGAGAAGCGACCGGAACGUCCGCGGCGGAUCCUCGAAAACGUCCGACGCUUCCAACAAGAAGGACGACGUCGGGAGCAAGGGAAGCGGCGGAGGCGGCGGCGGCCGGGGCGGCGACAGGGACCGGAACACGCGUGACGUGCGCGGUGGUUCCAAAGACACCGUCGAUAAUAAGGGUGCGGAUAACAAGCGACGGAGAGACGACGACCGCGGAGAGGACAACGGCGACAACAAGCGACCUCGAAAGUCGGAGGAUGUCAGCCGCGGCGGCGGCGGGCGCGGACGCGGGAGGGACGAGGAACCCCCGCCGCGCGGCGGGAGGGGCGGCGGGAGGGAUACCAGCAGGGACCGCGGCGGGCACCAGGACGACCGCAGGACUGGAGGCGGGCGUAACGUCCGAGGAGGAGGAGGUGGAGGCGGUAGACCCGCCCCUCGAGGCAGACGGUAG
Micromonas commoda is the source of this 4422-nucleotide messenger RNA. RefSeq lists its product with no specific name. The record is from RefSeq and is a predicted model, not a curated record. NCBI's taxonomy places the organism in Eukaryota, Viridiplantae, Chlorophyta, Mamiellophyceae, Mamiellales, Mamiellaceae. Gene Ontology annotation, molecular function: mRNA binding. The transcript has 2 exons. Gene Ontology annotation, biological process: mRNA export from nucleus; mRNA processing. Gene Ontology annotation, cellular component: THO complex part of transcription export complex. The coding region runs from base 1 to 4422 and encodes 1473 amino acids.